Miscanthus lutarioriparius is the source of this 2145-nucleotide messenger RNA. Lineage: Eukaryota; Viridiplantae; Streptophyta; Magnoliopsida; Poales; Poaceae. The record is from the annotation of a GenBank genome assembly.
AUGGCGGCCACCUCCGGCCACGCCGUGGUGGUCGACAUCGACGAGCCAGCCUCCUGCGGCAGCAACAGCGACGCGGCAGGCAUGCGGCAGCUCCAGCCGGUGCUCCCGCCGGUGCCGUACGUGCUCCGCUUCACCGACCUCUCCUACAGCGUCAAGAAGCGUGGCGGCGGGCUGGUGGGCUGCCUCCCGUCGCGCCGGCCCAGCAACCGCCUGGCGUCCUUGGACGCGCCGGCAUCAUCCGACACCACCACCAACGACAACACGAAGACUCUCCUCGACGGCAUCUCCGGGGAGGCACGGGAGGGGGAGCUGUUCGCGGUCAUGGGCGCAAGCGGGUCCGGCAAGUCCACCCUCGUCGACGCCCUCGCAGGGCGGAUCGCGCGGGACAGCCUCCACGGCGGCGGGGCCACGCUGAACGGUGAGCCACUCCACGGGCGGCGCCUGCGCGCCAUCUCCGCGUACGUGAUGCAGGACGACCUGCUGUACCCGAUGCUCACCGUCCGCGAAACGCUGCUGUUCGCCGCCGAGUUCCGCCUUCCCCGGGCGCUGUCGGCCGACCGCAAGCGCGCGCGCGUCGACGCGCUCGUCGACCAGCUCGGCCUCGCCCGCGCCGCUGACACCAUCAUCGGCGACGAGGGGCACCGCGGGGUGUCGGGAGGGGAGCGCCGCCGCGUGUCGAUUGGGACGGAUAUCAUCCAUGACCCCAUCGUCCUGUUCCUCGACGAGCCCACGUCUGGGUUGGACUCGGCUAGCGCGUUCAUGGUGGUGCAGGUGCUCCGGCGCAUCGCGCAGAGUGGGAGUGUCGUCAUCAUGACCAUCCACCAGCCCAGCGCGCGUAUCCUUGGUAUACUUGGCAGGCUCCUCCUGCUCUCGCGUGGACGCACCGUGUAUGCCGGCACGCCGGCGGGGCUGAAGCCGUUCUUCGCGGAGUUUGGUGCGCCGAUCCCGGACAACGAGAACCCCGCCGAGUUCGCGCUCGACACCAUCCGUGAGUACGAGCGCAGCCCCGACGGCGCCGCCCCAAUCGCCGACUUCAACGUCAAGUGGCAGCACCAGCACGGCAGCAGCGCGUCGUCCGCUGCCGUGGACAAGGACAACAAGCUGAUGCCGCUGGAGCUGGCCAUCGCCGAGAGCGUGUCCCGGGGGAAGCUGGUGGCCGGGAGCGGCGGGCCGGGCGGCGGGAGCGCGGUGACGGUGCCGACGUUCGCCAACCCGCCGUGGACGGAGGUGUGGGUGCUCAUCAAGCGCUCCUUCACCAACACGGGGCGGAUGCCGGAGCUCUUCGUGAUGCGGCUCGGCACCAUCAUGGUGACGGGCUUCAUCCUGGCCACCAUCUUCUGGCGGCUCGACGACACCCCCAAGGGCGUGCAGGAGCGGCUGGGCUUCUUCGCCAUGGGCAUGUCCACCAUGUUCUACGUGUGCGCCGACGCGCUCCCCGUGUUCGUGCAGGAGCGGCACAUCUACCUCCGCGAGACCGCGCACAACGCCUACCGCCGCAUCUCCUACGUGCUGGCCAACGCCGUCGUCGCGUUCCCGCCGCUGGUGUUCCUGUCGCUGGCGUUCGCGGUCACCACGUUCUGGGCGGUGGGGCUGGCCGGCGGCGCCUCGUCGUUCCUCUUCUUCGUGCUCAUCGUCCUGGCUUCCUUAUGGGCGGGCAGCGGCUUCGUCACCUUCCUCUCCGCGGUGGUGCCGCACGUCAUGCUCGGGUACACGGUGGUCGUCGCCAUCCUCGCCUACUUCCUCCUCUUCUCCGGCUUCUUCAUCAACCGCGACAGGAUCCCGGACUACUGGAUCUGGUUCCACUACCUGUCGCUGGUCAAGUACCCGUACCAGGCGGUGCUGCAGAACGAGUUCAGCGACGCCUCCCGCUGCUUCUCGCGCGGCGUCGAGAUAUUCGACGGCACGCCUAUCGGGCACAUGACGGAGGCCGUCAAGCUCAAGGUGCUAGAGGCCAUCAGCAAGACACUGGGGACCAACAUGACGGCCACCACCUGCGUCACCACCGGCGCCGACGUGCUGGCGUCGCAGGCCGUCACGGAUAUUGGGAAAUGGAAGUGCCUGCUGGUGACCGUGGCGUGGGGCUUCUUCUUCAGGGCGCUCUUCUAUGUGGUCUUGCUCGUUGGCAGCAAGAACAAGAGGAAGUAG